GCCUGGGAGUGGAUAAGGGAGAGAGGGAAGCAGAGAGAGAGUUCUCCGUACUGUCAACAGCUACAACACAUAUUUAUCUACACAGCUAGACAGAAAGCCCAGGCAGAAGACAAUGAGCGUAAAUGGAAAAGAACCUCCACCCUACAACACACCAGUUGAAGGACAAGGUGAUAGUGGGGUGAAGGUAUAUCAUGUCCAUACUCCCUUCAACCCUCCUUCCUCCACCAUCCCCUCCAGUAACUACUCUGUGUUUCAGUCUCAGUCUCAGGGAAAGCCAGUGUACACCAGUGGAGGUGGUGGUAUUGGAGGAGGUGGUGAAACUCCCACUCAGAAGUUUGUGAGUUAUGACACAGAACUGGGCCGUUCAGAGGGCAUGACCACCUGUACUUCCUGUCAACAACAGGUGAUGACGAACGUGACCUAUAAAGUCGGAGCCUACGCCUGGCUCAUGUGCAUCCUCUUCAUCCUCUGUGGGUUGGUAGUGGGCUGCUGUCUGAUCCCGUUCUUCAUUAAACACUUUAAGGAUGCGUACCACUCCUGUCCUCGUUGCAACCGCAUUAUCCACGUGGACAAGCCACGCUGCUGCUGACCACCCUACAACCACCCACCACUAGGAGAGCUGCUGCUGACUGUCAUACCACCACCCACCACUAGGAGAGCUGCUGCUGACUGCCAUACCACCACCCACCACUAGGAGAGCUGCUGCUGACUGCCAUACCACCACCCACCACUAGGGGAGCUGCUGCUGACUGCCAUACCACCACCCGCCACUGGGGGAGCUGCUGCUGACUGCCAUACCACCACCCACCACUAGGGGAGCUGUUGCUGACUGCCGUACCAUUGCCCACCACUAGGGGGAGCUGGUGCUGUGGACAAUAUGCUUUACUACCAGCAGGGGAGCUGUGGCUCUGCUCUCAGUCUGACCACUGGCCACUCUCUCGGUCUGGAUUCCAUUAGAAGAGCACCAGUACAGUGAAAUACCUUUCUCACAGAAAACAUGCUCCCUUUCCCUCAUGCCCCCACAGCUCGGUGUAGGAAUUUGAGAGUGGUUAUAUUUAUCCAGCCCCAUCCCUCAGCUGUUUACCAAAGCAGUGGCGGGGUCAGGCUGACCGUUUUUUGGUAGUUCUUUGAAUUGCAGAUUGCCCUUUUAAAUGUCGGGUUUCAAUACGCCUCUUAUCUACACUCUUUCAGAACAGCGAGGGAGAGGAAAAGGGGGGGGAUGUUUUCAGAAUGGAAUCCAGCCGAAGGGAGAGACCUCCUAGCAGCAGCCCCACAGAAACCUACAGGAUUUACACAGUCGUAGGAUGAAUCCCAAAAUGGCACCCUACUCCCUAUAUAGUGCACUACGUUCGCGAGGGAGCUAGUACAAAAGUAGUCCACUACAUAGGGAAUAGGGUACGAUUUGGGACGCACUUUAGUUGAAAUGCUGACCUAACUUACUGUACCAGAGGGUUGUAAAUAGUAUGAAUCUGUGACCUAUUUUUGUAAAAUAAAAAUAAAAACAAGCUAGCAGAUGAAGACGUGGUAGAGCUCAACCUGGCCCUUGUUCACAAAGGGAGCAGGGUUGCACAGUUCUAGUAACUUACCCAGGUUUCCCACAAACCCCAGGUUGGAAUAUCAGAAGGGAAGAGGGUAGCCUGGGUACCAGUCUGUUAAGAUAUCAUUCCACUCUUUGUCUUGGCAAACAUGGCUUGACAAAGAGUGGAAUGUUAACACACAAACAGACUGUAUUUCUCCAGGCUAGGAAGAGUAAUUGCAAGCCCUUGAGUAACCUUAUACAGAACCUUCAGAUAGAAAUGUGUUGUGUAGAACAGACAUGAUUCCCUGGUAAAUGUAUAUCUAUAAUCCCUUGAGUAACCUUAUACAGAACCUUCAGAUAGAAAUGUGUGUAUCUGUCGUUUGGUCAACCCAGGGCCUUAAUCAAGGGAAUAUAGAUAGUAAUGUAUACAUUUUUCCAGGGAAUCAUGUCUGUUCUACACAACACAUUUCUAUCUAUAUUCCCUUGAAUAAAGGCCCUUGGUUGACCAACCGACAGACAACGAGCCCAAUAUUCAGAUAAUGAUAAUUAUAGCUAUGAUUCCUACAAAUCGGGCGUCCUUUAGUGCUCUCCCCAGGUCCCCCCCCCUUUCAGAAAGCUGUUAUGUCCAUAAAGUACUGAACUGGGUGUUUUACAUUAUUUUAGAAUAAACCAAAUAUGAUUUUAUUGAGAAAACUCAUUAUUCUAACUGUCAACUACAAUGACGUGCAACAACACCACACAGCUGACCUGAUGUUCUGUUAUAUUGUGUAACACCACAUAGCUGACCUGAUCUGUUAUAUUGUGUAACACCACAUAGCUGACCUGAUCUGUUAUAUUGUGUAACACCACAUAGCUGACCUGAUCUGUUAUAUUGUGUAACACCACAUAGCUGACCUGAUCUGUUAUAUUGUGUAACACCACAUAGCUGACCUGAUCUGUUAUAUUGUGUAACACCACACAGCUGACCUGAUCUGUUAUAUUGUGUAACACCACAUAGCUGACCUGAUCUGUUAUAUUGUGUAACACCACAUAGCUGACCUGAUCUGUUAUAUUGUGUAACACCACACAGCUGACCUGAUCUGUUAUAUUGUGUAACACCACCACAUAGCUGACCUGAUCUGUUAUAUUGUGUAACACCACCACACAGCUGACCUGAUCUGUUAUAUUGUGUAACACCACAUAGCUGACCUGAUCUGUUAUAUUGUGUAACACCACACAGCUGACGAGAAAUGGAGUACUGUUAUAUUGCUUACAUAGAUUAUAUGCCUCUAAUAAAAUAUAUUCUCCCUUU
This is a messenger RNA of Oncorhynchus kisutch (coho salmon), 2810 nucleotides long. Its product is annotated as lipopolysaccharide-induced tumor necrosis factor-alpha factor homolog. NCBI's taxonomy places the organism in Eukaryota, Metazoa, Chordata, Actinopteri, Salmoniformes, Salmonidae. Gene Ontology annotation, cellular component: cytoplasmic side of late endosome membrane; cytoplasmic side of lysosomal membrane; nucleus. Gene Ontology annotation, molecular function: zinc ion binding. The coding region runs from base 113 to 589 and encodes 158 amino acids. The record is from RefSeq and is a predicted model, not a curated record. The transcript has 5 exons.